Messenger RNA from Fragaria vesca subsp. vesca, 1074 nucleotides. RefSeq names its product chlorophyll a-b binding protein 8, chloroplastic-like. Bases 73 to 903 code for a protein of 276 amino acids. Gene Ontology annotation, biological process: response to light stimulus; photosynthesis, light harvesting in photosystem I. The transcript is spliced from 3 exons. Gene Ontology annotation, cellular component: chloroplast thylakoid membrane; plastoglobule. The record is from RefSeq and is a predicted model, not a curated record. NCBI's taxonomy places the organism in Eukaryota, Viridiplantae, Streptophyta, Magnoliopsida, Rosales, Rosaceae.
AGACUUUGAUACUGAGAAAACUUAUUCGAGAUUCACAGAAGAAGAAAGAGUAGAGAGCUCUAGAGAGAAAGAAUGGCAGCACAAGCCCUGGUGUCGUCGUCGUCGUUAACCGCCUCGAAAGAGGUUGCGAGGAACUUGCUAGGAGGAAGAUCAGCUCAGUCUCCAUUUGGGGUGAGGAAAUCAGCUUCCUUUGUUGUAAAGGCAGCCACUACUCCCCCUGUUAAGCAAGGAGCAGACAGGCAGUUGUGGUUUGCAUCAAAGCAGAGUCUUUCUUACUUGGAUGGCAGCCUUCCAGGUGACUUUGGAUUCGACCCAUUGGGCCUCUCAGACCCAGAAGGCACCGGAGGGUUUAUCGAACCAAGAUGGUUAGCCUAUGGUGAGAUCAUCAAUGGACGUUUUGCCAUGUUGGGUGCAGCCGGUGCCAUUGCACCUGAGAUUUUUGGGAAGCUCGGACUUAUUCCACCUGAAACAGCUCUCCCUUGGUUCCAAACCGGUGUGAUUCCCCCGGCCGGAACCUAUAACUACUGGGCUGACAAUUACACCCUAUUCGUUUUGGAGAUGGCCCUAAUGGGCUUUGCCGAGCACCGACGUUUCCAGGAUUGGUACAACCCCGGAUCCAUGAGCAAGCAAUACUUCUUGGGCUUUGAGAAGUACUUGGGAGGAUCCGGAAACCCAGCCUACCCUGGUGGGCCGUUAUUUAACCCGUUGGGUUUUGGAAAGGAUGAGAAGUCAAUGAACGAGUUGAAGCUCAAGGAAGUGAAAAAUGGGAGAUUGGCUAUGUUAGCCAUAUUGGGCUACUUUAUCCAAGCCCUUGUGACUGGAGUUGGGCCAUACCAAAACCUGUUGGACCAUUUGGCUGACCCAGUGAACAACAACAUCUUGACCAGCCUAAAGUUCCACUAAUGAACAGAGUUGUACAACAUUUUAGUGCUGCCCCUUUGUUGUUUGGAAAUAUUGAAAUCUCUCUUCUCGAAAUGUUCUUCUGUAAGAUUAUGUGAGAAACUUUGAUGUUAUAUUAUGUGAAUCUGUAAGAAAUGACUUAUUCAAAUAGUUAAUUUAAGAUUUUAGUUAAAC